CGGGCUAUGAGAGUAGUUUUUAGUGAUCGAGAUUCUGUAAUGGUAGUGCAAAAAUUAAAUUGUUGUUUUUAAUUUAUUUACACAAACUAUAUACUUUUUAUUUACAAGAUGGGAACGCAGAAGCCCGGAGAAUGGGCCAAUUCGUUGAUAGCUCGCUUCGAAGAGCAGCUACCAUACAAAACUGGUGCACAAAACCUGCACUCCCGGAUAAACGAGGAGCAAUGCAAGGCAUGCCUCGUUCAGAUCAGCAGACACAGAUUCUCAUUAGUCAUCGCCGGCCUCACCAAGAUACUGCAGAGAGUUAAUGAAUUGUAUCAACCAACAAUAUCAAUAGGUGCGAAUCGUCCGCAAACAGAAUUAGAAAAAGGCUACCACGACAGUCUAGUCAUAGUGCUGGAUACACUAGAAAUAUGUCUCAGCUCUCAGCCUAAAGAUACAGCCAAGUAUGACGAAGCUAUGAAUGUGAAGAUACUGCUUAGGGAAGUCUGCCAGUUUAUUGUAUCAAUCUACUACUACACAGACAUGCGCAAUGAGAGCACAGUUAACAAUACUCUUUUGCGGCAGCUGGCUAGCAAAGUACUGUUUGCGCUCAGUCUUAACUUCUUCAAUGCAGUGUUUAAUAGGAUCAGCGCGAGAUUACAGGAAUUAUCAUCUAGCUCAGAAGAAAACCCCGAUUAUACAGAUAUAGAAUUAAUUCAGCAUAUUAACGUCGAUAUAUUGCGGCUUAUACGGCUAUUAACAGAAUCAAUACAAAAGUUUAAGUUAUUAAGGAAAUCGGCGCACAUAGUUUUAGUUACUUCAUUAGAGAAAGCUAUAUGGAAUUGGAUGGAUACAUACCCCCAGGAAUUCGCAGAAGUACAAUGUCGGCCUAACGAUGAACUAAGUAAAUGCUGCGAUACUCUAUUCGAUAUAUUGCAAGACAGUUUCUCAGAUAACAAGAAAUCCAGGGUCGCUAUGUGGCCUCUACAGAUCAUGUUGCUGGUUUUAAACCCUAAAGUACUGGAAGAGAUAGUGAACGCAGACAGCGGGGCGCCGUGCAGUCCGCGACACACGAAGAAGAAGCACUUCAUAGAUUCCGUCAAACGUGGACUCAGUCCUCAAAAUAAUUCCAAACAGAUGACAGAAGCGGCCGUGGUGACAUGCGUGAAACUUUGUAAGGCGUCCACUUAUCUCAACAUAGCCGAUUCCGGAAAUGUCACAUUCAUCCUUGUCAAAUCGGUCAUCAAUGAUUUGAAGUCCCUCCUCUUCAACCCCUCAAAAUCCUACAUCCGAGGCAACCUAAUCUCCGGGUACUCAGAACUGGACCUGAUGACGGACUGCUUCGUAUCACUGUUCCGCAUCAUGCCUCACAACAACGACGCCCUCAAAGUGUGCCUCAACCUCAACACGCACAUCUCGUACCACUACGUCAUCGUCAACUCGCUGCUCAGGAUAAUAAAGCAGCCCCGUUUGCCGUGGUGGCCACAAAUAGAGCUCUUAUAUCCGAGAGCAGCCGAACUACGCGCUAUGUUCACUGACACCUCGAAUAAAGCCACACAGGGCUACGUAGUCCACACUCCACUCCGAAUGAUCUCACUCUCCCUCAAAUCCAAAGAAGUUCAGUCCAAGUUUAACAAGAGUGAAGAAAUGCCAGCUUACAGGAAUCUCCUGUUGUGUAUGGUGAAGCUUAUACAUGCUGAUCCUAUGCUUAUGUUGAGUAACCCAGGCCGUUCAAGCAUAGAGAUUCAAUCUUCGACCACAGAGCUCAUGAACGGCCUAGUAUCGCUAGUGCAUCAGACGGGCAUGGGGGAGAUAUCGCAGGCCGCCAUGGACGCGCUGCUGGCGCUGCACCGCCCUGACAGAGUGCACAUGUGGAACCCGGAGGCGCCGCUCAACACCUUCUGGGACAUCAGUUCCCAAGUCCUAUACAACAUAAGUCAGAAGCUAAUUCAACGCCAGAUAUGCAACUACCGCGAGGUCCUGAGAUGGUUGCGUGACAUACUGACCUGCCGUAACGAGUUUCUAGCAAAGCAUAAGGAGUACGCCAAUGUGGGCUCUCAGAUACCGAUAUGUAAACAGGCUCAUAUUAAGCUGGAGGUAGUAUUCUUCAUGUGCCUCUGGAGCAUAGACACGGACGUGGUGCUGGUGGCGAUGUCGUGCUUCGCCCUGCUGUGCCAGGAGGCCGACAUCAGGUGCGGCUCCGACGAGAUCACCACGCAGUGUCUGCUGCCCAACUACGCGGUCUUCCAGGAGAUAGCGCACACCUCCACUGUCUUGACCACUGCAGCCAGUCAGGACAUGGGAAGGGGGUGUUAUUACAAAAAUAUACACAGUUCUGCAGCUCUCCAGAAGCGAAUAAUGGCGUUGUUGAGGAAGAUAGAACACUGUGUCAAUGGCGUACAACCCGUUUGGGAAGAAACAUUCAGAUGCUGGGACUCCCUAUGCAAGCUACUGCAGAAGUACCCCAAAGGUCAGGGCGACAAGAUGGAUGAGUGUCAGAUGGAAGCUCUCCACCGCGCCGUCGCUAAGCGUCGCGUGUCACAUCAUACUAGCAGUGAACAUGAUUUUGAGAUGCAAAUACAAGAAUGGGCGAAUAUAACGUCGUUCCUCUGCGCUCUGGGCGGCGUCUGUCUACAGAGAAGACCGUCUACUGCCUGGUCUCAUUUACAUGGACAUGCUGAUUCGAGGAAGUACAACGUUUUAGCGAACAGCUCCCAAGAAGUGCAGUACUGUCCUGUUACUCAAUUCAUAGGGCAGCUUCUCCGGCUGCUGCUGUGCAGUAACGAGAGAUUCGGCCAGCAGAUACAGACUCACGUCAAAGAGCUAGUGGGACAUGAGAUGUCGCCCGCACUCUAUCCGAUACUGUUCGAUCAGAUUAAGGCGAUUAUCGAUAAGUUUUUCGAUCAGCAGCAACAGGUAAUGCUAACAGACAUAAACACACAAUUCGUGGAGCACACGAUAUUUAUUAUGAAGAGUAUUCUGGAUAUCAAGAAGAGCGGGCAGCCCAAUGAACAUCUGAGUACAACGUCUAUUGAGACACUGAUGUUGUCUAUUGUGAGAUACGUACGACAUCUAGACAUGACGGUGCUCUCCGUACAUAUAAAGACGAAGCUCUGUCAAGUUGUUGAAGCUAUGAUGCGGAGGAGAGAUGACUUAGCUUUCAGACAGGAGAUGAAAUUCCGCAACAAGAUGGUGGAGUACGUGACGGACUGGGUGCUCGGCACCAGUCAUCAGAUCGCGCCGCCGCUACGCGCUGACGCCUCUUCUAUUACCAGAUACCUAGUAUGCUGUCGUGAGUUAGACCAGGCAUGCAUGGAAGCUGUCGCCUCACUUCUGAAAGGUCUGCCUCUGCAGCCUGAAGAGUCUGACAGAGGAGACCUCAUGGAGGCCAAGAGUCAGCUGUUCCUCAAAUAUUUCACACUAUUUAUGAACCUGCUAAACGAUUGCAACGAGGUGGAGAUGGCGGAAGGUCCCGGCAGGCUGGAGACUCUCAGAAACGCCACCAUACAGGCCAUGUCUAAUCUGCUCAGCGCGAAUAUUGAUUCAGGACUUAUGCAUAGUAUUGAUCUAGGCUACCACAGAGACCUGCAGACCCGAGCGGCCUUCAUGGAGGUGCUGACGAAGAUACUGCAGCAGGGCACGGAGUUCGACACCCUGGCGGAGACGGUGCUGGCUGAUCGGUUCGAACAGCUGGUGCAGCUCGUCACCAUGAUCUCUGAUAAGGGAGAAUUACCAAUAGCGAUGGCCCUAGCCAACGUAGUGAGCACAUCACAGAUGGACGAGCUCGCCCGAGUGUUCGUCACACUGUUCGACGCCAAGCAUCUGCUAGCGCCGCUGCUGUGGAACAUAUUCUAUAGGGAAGUAGAGGUAUCAGACUGCAUGCAGACACUCUUCCGUGGCAACUCCUUAGGCAGCAAGAUUAUGGCGUUCUGCUUCAAGAUAUACGGCUACGGCUACCUUCAGAACUUGCUGGAGCCGCUCAUCACGGCGCUGCUGGACCAGGCUGAUGAGCGAGGAGAUAUCAGCUUUGAAGUGGAUCCGGCGAGAUUGGAUCCCAACCAGGACAUAGAGAUGAACAGGUCCAACCUGAUAGACCUGACGAAGGAGGUGUUCGACAGGAUCGUCGGCUCCGCGGACAAGUUCCCACCACAACUGCGAAGCAUGUGCCACUGUCUGUAUCAGGUACUGAGCAAGAGAUUCGCGCAGUUCCCGCAAACUAGUGUCGGUGCUGUUGGCACUGUACUGUUUCUGAGAUUCAUCAAUCCUGCUAUUGUGUCUCCCCAAGAGAUGGGCAUAGUGAACCGGCCCGUGCCGGCGCACGUGAAGCGAGGCCUGAUGCUCAUGUCCAAGAUCCUGCAGAACAUCGCCAACCACGUGGAGUUCUCCAAGGAACAGCAUAUGCUGCCCUUCAACCACUUCUUGAGGGCGCAUUUUGAGGCUGGACGCAAGUUCUUCAUCCAAAUAGCAUCAGACUGUGAAUCAAUAGACCAAACCUCCCACAACUUGUCGUUCAUAAGCGACGCUAACGUGGUAGCCUUGCACCGGCUGCUGUGGAACCACCAGGAGAGGAUAGGAGACUACCUGUCCUGCAGCAGGGACCACAAGGCCGUGGGGAGACGACCUUUUGAUAAGAUGGCAACGCUACUCGCCUACCUAGGACCCCCAGAACAUAAGCCGAUUGAGUCCACUUCAAGUCUGCUAUUCUCCUCGUACGCUCGCUGGUCCUCCAUAGACAUUUCCUCUACUAACUUCGAGGAGUUUAUAGUGAAACACAAUAUGCAUAAGAAAGAGGAAUUCAAGAGUAUCAAGAGUUUGAAUAUAUUCUAUCAAGCUGGAACUAGUAAAUUGGGGAAUCCGGUGUUUUACUUCAUUUCUAGGAGAUAUAAGAUAGGCGAAGUGAACGCAGACCUGCUAAUCUACCACGUGAUCCUAACCCUGAAGCCGUUCUGCCAGCAACCCUUCGAGCUGAUCGUGGACUUUACGCACACCAACUCUGACAACAGGUUCAGAACGGAUUUCCUGCAGAAAUGGUUCACAGUGUUACCCGAAGUGGCCUAUAUAAACAUUCACGCUUGCUAUAUAUAUAAUUGUAACAGUUGGGUGCGCGAGUAUACUAAGUUCCAUGAAGCUAUAUUGGCGCCGUUGAGGGGGAACCGCAAACUAAUAUUCAUAGACAAUCACAGCCGUCUCAGUGAAUACGUAGAGGUCGAACAACAGAAGUUACCGGGUGCCACUCUAGCCUUGGAAGAAGACCUUAAAGUUUUCAAUAACGCGCUUAAACUGUCGCAUAAGGAUACCAAAGUUGCUAUUAAGGUUGGACCAACGGCUCUUCAAAUAACAUCAGUUGAAAAGACCAAAGUGCUCGGUCUACCUGUUCUACUAAAUGAUGUGUAUUAUGCUUCUGAAAUUGAUGAGGUGUGCCUAGUAGACGACAACCAAUUCUCUCUAUCUAUAAUCAACGAGUCGACGCCACUGAGCUUUAUACACAACGACUGUGACAACAUCGUGCAGUCCAUCAUACAUAUCCGUAAUAGAUGGGAACUUAGCCAGCCGGACUCGGUAACAGUCCACCAAAAGAUACGUCCGAAAGACGUACCAGGCACGCUACUGAACAUGGCACUCCUAAACUUGGGUUCCUGUGACCCUAACCUGAGGACGGCUGCGUACAACCAGCUGUGUGCCCUCACCGCCACCUUCCAUCUGAAGAUCGAGGGGCAGUUGCUGGAGACAUCAGGUCUAUGCAUACCCUCAAACAACACGAUUUUCAUCAAGUCCGUGAGCGAAAAGCUUGCUCAUAACGAACCUCAUUUGACGCUGGAGUUCCUUGAAGAGUGCAUUCAGGGUUUCCGUGGGUCUACAAUUGAGCUGAAACAUUUGUGCCUCGAGUACAUGACACCGUGGCUAGCCAACUUAGUUCGAUUCUGCAAACCCUCCGAAGAAUCACGUCGCCAGAAGCAAGUAGCCCAGAUCCUGGAGAAACUCAUAACCCUGACGAUUGAGGAGACGGAGAUGUACCCAUCAGUGCAGGCCAAGAUAUGGGGCUCCAUAGGACACGUGCCCGAACUCAUCGAUAUGGUGCUCGACAGCUUUAUACAGAGGAGCGUUAAUUCCGGUCUCGGUUCUCCAAUGAUAGAGAUCAUGGCGGACACCGCAGUCGCUUUGGCUUCAGCCAACGUGCAACUGGUUUCCAAGAAGGUCAUCGGAAGAAUGUGCAGGGCCCUAUCCAAACUGCCCAAUAAUAUCCUGGGGCCCGUCACCCCGGCCACUGUGGUAGACAAGACUUGUCACUCGCCGACCGCCAUGUUGGAACAGCAUAUGAUGUGGGAUGACAUCGCUAUACUUGCUAGAUAUUUGCUAAUGUUGUCGUUCAACAACUGCCUGGACGUGGCGCGGCACUUGCCGUACCUGUUCCAUACCGUGACGUUCCUCGUGUGCUCGGGCACCGUGUCCAUGCGGGCCGCCACCCACGGCCUCGUCAUUAACAUCAUACAUUCCCUUUGUACUUGCACUACGCCGAGUUUUUCUGAGGACACCCAACGCGUACUCCGUCUAUCUCUGGACGAGUUCGCUUUACCCAAGUUCUACCAAAUGUUCGGCAUUUCCAAGGUCAAGUCGGCAGCUGUGACCGCCUUCAGGAGCCCUUACAACAGACAUACUAAUGAUUGGUAUUCAGAACACUCAUACACCACCUGCACAGAAGCAGGCACAGUCGCGUGCACAGGCACUACUCACACGGACCGGGAGCGUUUGCCCCUGCAAUCCUUGGAGAUCAUCACGGAUGCUCUACUGGAGAUCAUGGAAGCUUGCAUGCGGGAUAUACCGGACUGUGAUUGGUUGCAUACUUGGACAUCUUUAGCCAAAAGCUUCGCGUUCUGUUUCAAUCCGGCGCUACAGCCGCGUGCACUCAUCGUAUUUGGAUGUAUCAGUAAGAACGUGACAGACGAUGAUAUGAAGCAACUUCUCCGUAUCCUGGUGAAGGCUCUUGAGUCGUUCAACGAUCUCGCACUGCUCGAAGCUCUCAUCAUGGCGCUCACCAGGCUGCAGCCGCUGCUCUACCCGGCAUCACCAAUCCACAAGGCUCUAUUCUGGGUAGCACUAUCCGUGUUACAACUAGACGAGCCAACGUUGUACGCGGCGGGUUUGGCUUUCAUGGAGCAAAACCUUCAUACUUUGGAAUCACAGGGACACUUCCAGCAGAAGACCUUGGAACAAGUCAUGAUGGAGACCAGGGAACCGUUAGAGUGGCACUUCAAGCAAAUGGACCAUGCUGUCGGUUUGAGUUUCCGUUCGAACUUCCACUUCGCUCUGGUGGGUCACCUGGUGAAGGGCUACCGUCACCCCAUGGCCGCCACUGUCUCCCGCACCUGCCGCGUGCUCGUCAAACUGCUGUCUUUAGCCGCACUGGGUGACAAGUUCCAUGUUACUGCUGAUACUGUCGCUUAUCUUACUGCAUUAGUGUGCGUGAGUGAAGAAGUUCGUUCUCGCUGUCACGUGAAGCACUCGUUGCCGAAAUGGUUGCCCGACAACUGUGAUCAUUACUGUCCCACUGCUGAACAUCAUCAGUCAUCAAUCCUGAUACAGCCGUCGACAUCACACAGCUCCUGUCACAGUCGGCGACAGAAGUCGUGGGACGUACUCGAUCAAGCUGCCAUAUCGUCUGCCCAUGGUGGUAAAUCGCCAACCUUACAAUCGGGCAGCGGAGGGCACAGCCCGCACUUGGCCACAAUACCACAUCAGGACAGUGAAGGCCGGGCUCACAGUAUGCAGCACGGACCGACUGGCGAGUCGGCGCGGGAGCAGGGCGAUGCCGAUAGUGGGUUUGAUAUGGUAGAGGACGACGGCCGAGGGUCACCAGGAAGCACGGACGACACGGAACGACCUUCCUCUACCAAGUCGGGAGACAGUGACUAUCCUGAGACUUCUACGAAGCAAGCAUCAACGGACAAAGACACAAGCAGUCCAGAAAGCAACAGUCUACUCGACCCGUCGGUACUGUCGGACUUCACCACACAAGCGCUAGUGCUCACCGUGCUCGCUACGCUCGUCAAAUAUACCACAGAUGAGGACGAGAUAAGGAUUCUGUACCAAUACUUGGCCGAGGGAUCUGUUGUGUUCCCCAAAGUAUUCCCAGUUAUUCACAGUCUACUGGACAUGAAGAUCAACCACGUUCUAAUGCAUUGCCAUGAUCAGCUGAUUCUAAGCGCUGUGCAAAGCAUCAUACAGAACAUGAUAGCGAGCGAAGACGCGAGUCAGCAGCAGUUGCACUAUAUGCAGAGUUGUGGCUUCGGAGGCCUGUGGAGAUUCGCAGGACCAUUCACAAAGAACCAAUGCACGGCCGAAAGCAGCGAGCUAUUCGUGAACUGUCUCGAAGCUAUGGUGGAAACCUGUCUGCCGGGCGGCGACGAAGCCCUGACUCGGGCUCCGCCCCCCGAUCCGGACCACCCGGACCCUUGCGAUGGGCACCGGUAUCCUGGAGUACACCGGCAGGCCACAUUAUACUGUCCCACGCAGGACACAUAGCCAGAGGAAGAAUAGUAAAUAUGGACCGCACUCCUAUUUACUGAAAACUGAAGGAAAAUGAAGUAGAAGAAAUAAGAAACCCCAUAGACAAGGGAAUUCGUGUACAAACCACAGACAACCCCUCUUCCAUUCCAGAGGUUUUUAUUGCGUAUAUCCAUAUUUUAAGCGUGCAUAGACAAGUAGAAACGAAGCAUUGAUUAUUAUAAUAUAUCAAUUAAGAGUAAUAUUACAAGAGGAAAAAAAAUAUUUAUGUUCGUUGGUUUGUAAUGGAUAAACUCAAAAACAUAUGGACCGAUUUAAAAAAUAUUUAUGUGUUAGAUAAACCCACUAAUCGAUGAAGACUAUGAGCUACUUAUCCGAUUGCGCGAAGUAGUUCAGAAUACAUCUGUGAACUCGUCUGUUAAUAUUACUAAUUGACUAUUGUAAUCGCCCGUAAAGUUUGGCAAAAUUGCCCAGCUGUGGUCAUAAAAUAACUAUGUAGCAUGUGUAAACCCGACUUUACACUUGUAAGUUGCUUCCGUAAAAUUA
Helicoverpa armigera (cotton bollworm) is the source of this 9027-nucleotide messenger RNA. It is a transcript of the gene Nf1, whose product is annotated as neurofibromin. NCBI's taxonomy places the organism in Eukaryota, Metazoa, Arthropoda, Insecta, Lepidoptera, Noctuidae. The transcript has 68 exons. The record is from RefSeq and is a predicted model, not a curated record. Bases 109 to 8499 code for a protein of 2796 amino acids. Gene Ontology annotation, biological process: regulation of GTPase activity.